Entelurus aequoreus (snake pipefish) is the source of this 997-nucleotide messenger RNA. It is a transcript of the gene cxcl19, whose product is annotated as chemokine (C-X-C motif) ligand 19. NCBI's taxonomy places the organism in Eukaryota, Metazoa, Chordata, Actinopteri, Syngnathiformes, Syngnathidae. Gene Ontology annotation, cellular component: extracellular region. Gene Ontology annotation, biological process: cellular response to lipopolysaccharide; antimicrobial humoral immune response mediated by antimicrobial peptide; inflammatory response. The record is from RefSeq and is a predicted model, not a curated record. The transcript is spliced from 3 exons. Gene Ontology annotation, molecular function: CXCR chemokine receptor binding; chemokine activity. The coding region runs from base 534 to 854 and encodes 106 amino acids.
GAGGCUUUGCAUGAUCCAGCCACGAUUGUGGCAGCGUCACAACUUGUCAGUGGUCAAAAGGCCACCACUGAUGUGGCCUUUUGAGAGGGGGAGGGUACAUCCAAAUGACAAACAAAGACCACGAACACGCGUUGGACCUGAUGAUAGUCAUGAUGGAGCCAGCUGAUGAAUCCCAUAAUAAGAAGGAAAGUCCCUAGGAGCAACAGCAGCAUCUUUCAAUUGAACCACAUGCAUCCUCUUUGUUUGCUUCCUCUGAUGGCGAGGUGGGUGUAGGGGGAUGGGGGCCUGUGGUCAGGGAUAAAGUCAUUAAUGGGGUGGCCCCGUCCCCAAAAUGUCAUCAUCACCCCCACCCCACACACACAACUAGCUGGGGAAGCUAUGAGGAGCUAUGAGGAAGUGAAAGUGCAUGUUGACAUUGAUCCAACAUCAGAAGUUUGCAUCCCAUGACUAACUUCAAAGUCCUAUUCUGAGGCAGGUCACAUGACUUUUUCAAGCAUAAAUAGUGCAGCAAACGCUUGAGGAGCACACACACCAUGAAGAUCUGCACCUUGCUCACAUUCGGCAGCCUGCUCGCCCUCGUUUACGGCAUGCCACCCCUGAGCCGUGACUACAACACACACUGCCACUGCCUGCAGUUCGAGACCAGGGUCAUACCACCGGACAGCCUGCGGAGCAUCAGGCUGGUGUCUGAAGGGCCACACUGCACCAACGCGGAGGUCAUAGCCAUCCUGGCGAAUGGCCAGCGGAUCUGUCUGGACCCUCAGUCCUUGUGGGUCAAGAAGUUGGUCCACUUUGUUCUGGAGAAGCAACGACAUCAGAGGGGGGAUGUGCAACGCCCCCAGGUUCCUGUUUGAUGGGACAACAAGACAAGCUCCUGUCUCAAAAUAAUAAGACACUAUAUUUUCUUCUAAGUGAACAUAUCAGCAGCCUCCAUCCAUCCAUCCAUAGCAGUCUGUGUGUAAUAAUGUGAAUAGCUAAAAAAAAAAUCAUUAAAAGU